AUGGGCUGCGUAGCGAUGCUGGUCGCGUGCAUCAUCACGAUGUUCGCGAUCGCUGACGCGAACGGAAACACAACAGCCGAUCCCAUGGGGCCUGUUAAUCAUGACAAAGAUGAGGAUGAUUUUGUACCCUAUCAAGGAGAACGUUUCAAUGUUUUCGACUGGAAUCUAUUUAAAACUAUGAGCAAAAAAUAUACUGGAAAUAUUCUUAUAUCACCGAUAUCGUUGAAGAUUGCUCUUGUACUAUUAUAUGAAGGAGCUCAAGAACAAACUGCCGAAGAACUAGCCACCGGAUUGCAACUACCUGCUACUCAAAUAGCUACUCGAGACAAAUUCUCCUCUAUUUUACGCUCCCUUAAGGCUGCUUCACCGGCUUACAAGUUGAAUAUUGGCACACGAAUUUACAUGAAUUCAAAUAUCUUGGUCAGACAACGAUACAAAGCUAUUAUAAAACAGUUUUACGACACCGAAGUAUACGUUGCGAAUAUGACAGAUUCGCAGCCGCUUGCCCAAGAGAUCAAUGGGUGGGUCAGCAAUGUUACGGAGGGUAACAUCGAGAAGAUAAUAGAAAACGAGGACAAUGUAAAGGAAUUGAUAAUGAUGAUCGUGAACGCACUCUUCUUCAAAGGAUCGUGGCGACGUAAUUACUUCCCUCCGGAAAACACACAAGCUGGACAAUUUUUUAUAAAUGACAAGGAAUCGGUAGAUGUUCCGUUCAUGCGUACAACCACCAGAUUAUACUUCUCCGAAUCUGCUGAGUUGAAUGCAAAGAUUCUACGAAUACCAUAUGCUGGACACAAAUUUGCUAUGUAUCUGUUGCUACCUCAUGCUCGGAACGGGAUUGACCAGCUCGCUGCCAAUGUUACUCCCCUCAUUCUGUCACGACAUGCAUGGUCGAUGCAGGAGUUGCCUGUUAUUGUGUCUCUCCCAAAAUUUCAGUUUCAGUUCUCCAGUCAAUUGGGAACCGUUCUUCGCGAGCUUGGUAUUCGGGAUAUCUUUGCUGAUACAGCUACGUUAACUGGAAUAGCUCGCACCAAGCGAAGUUCCAAACAUCUCAAGGUUACGAAUGUACUGCAGAAGGCUGGGAUAGAAGUGAACGAGAAUGGAACCACGGCUUACGUUGCCACUGAAAUUGAACUCGGAAAUAAAAUCGGGGAAGAAAUGUUCCAUGCAGAUCACCCCUUCCUAUUUUACAUUGAAGACGAAUCCACCGGAACUAUCGUUUACAUGGGUAAACUAAUGAAUCCGUUGGAUACCAGUGGCAGUACUGCUGUGUCCAAUGAGUUGGAUCCAUCCAAAUUUGGCGCACCAGUACCAGACGCAGAAAAAAUACCUGCACACUGUAUAAACGUAGGAGUGUUUUUAGACUCGAUCUUACAAACGGGCUUUAAUGUCGAAGAUCGGAAUAAUCUCUUCAAUGCGUACUUUUCCCAGACGCUGAGCAAAGAACAUGAAGGAAAUCUAGUGUCAUCGCCAGCGAGCGUUAAAACGGUCUUGACGAUGUUGAUGGAAGGAACGAAUGGUGACACAAAACAGGAGAUUCUUUUGGAAUUAAGAUUGCCUGACGAUGAAUUGCGUAUAAGAGAAAUCACGCAACGAACUCUUGCAUCUUUAAAUAGAAACGAGAAUGGCACGGAAAUCGAUGUAACCACUCGAUUAUGGAUACAUGAAAGUUUACAAGUGCUAGACACUUAUAAAGAUAUUUUGCGAUCAUAUUAUAAAGGAGAUGUAGAAAAUGUAAAUUUUAUGGAUUUACAAAAUACCGCGAGUCUUAUCAACGACUGGGUCCGUCAAGCAGCGCGUAACGCAGUUGCUUCGCCCUUAGUUAACAAUAUUCAACCCGAUACUCGUCUUCUCCUCACUUCGAUUACGUACUUUAAAGGACGUUGGCUGAAAGCCUUUGAUCCAAUGAAAACAAAACAGCGAUGUUUUUACGUUCCUAAUGGGGAAUGCAAACAAACGGAUUUCAUGCAACAUAAGUCUACGUAUCGAUACGCGUACAUAUCCUCCAUCGAAGCGCACGUUUUAGAAAUUCCAUACUCGGAUCGGAAAACGUCCAUGAUAACGAUCAUGCCAAGCAAAAGAGAGAAAGACCCGAAUCUUCAAAUUUUAUGCAAAGAUUUAGCUACGGUUCCUAUUUCUGCGAUAUUAUCGAACCUGAAGGAAAGAGAUAUUACCAUAUACCUUCCAAAAUUCACUAUCGAAAACAAUCUUAAUUUAAUAACCACGUUACAACACUUGGGAAUCAAGAGCAUAUUUCGUUCCGACGCAAAUUUAACGAACAUGGUGUCCAAUGGUGCUCUACGUGUAACGAGUAUCCUACAAAAUGUUAAAAUAGAAGUAGAUGAAGAAGGAACAUUAGCUGCAGCUGAUACUGAAAUUGGAUAUCAGCUGCUUUCAUCGUGGAGCAAUGAAGUUAAGUUGGAUAGACCAUUCCUAUUUCUUAUCAUCGAUUCUGUAACAAAUACGACUCUAUUUUUUGGCCGCUUCAUCGAACCGUUAUAA
Messenger RNA from Megachile rotundata (alfalfa leafcutting bee), 2502 nucleotides. It is a transcript of the gene Fancm, whose product is annotated as FA complementation group M. The record is from RefSeq and is a predicted model, not a curated record. Gene Ontology annotation, biological process: double-strand break repair via synthesis-dependent strand annealing; interstrand cross-link repair. Gene Ontology annotation, molecular function: ATP binding; 3'-5' DNA helicase activity; four-way junction DNA binding. NCBI's taxonomy places the organism in Eukaryota, Metazoa, Arthropoda, Insecta, Hymenoptera, Megachilidae.